AUGGCUGUCCCUUCUGCUCCCAAUCUGGAUUCCUUCAUUAAAUCUUCUAAGACCCCUCCUCAAACCCUUGCCACCUCGCAGGAAGUUCGCGACCGGAAAUCUAUCUUCGUAGCCAGCGCGUACAAGGCCUCUUCACCCUCCGAUGCGCGCUCUAUAAUGAAGCACGUAAAGAACGUUGUGCACGCAGCCAGACCCGCAUCGCACGAGAUUGCCGCGUGGCGCUGUAUGACGCUGAAGGAGGGUAAGUUGGGCCUUGACGGCCCCGAUGAUUUCGAGGUGCAGGGUGGCUGGGAGGACGACGGCGAGAAAUACGGAGGGCAGCGCGUGCUGAAGGUCAUGCAACAGGAAGGAGUGUUAGAUGUUAUCGUGAUUGUUAGUAGAUGGUACGGUGGGAUCAUGCUUGGCCCUGCCAGAUUCGAGCAUAUUGAGACGUGCGCUCGUGAAGUAUGUCGCGCUUUCAAGUUGAAGCAGGAUAUGGACGAAUGCAUCACUGUCCUCACUGCCUUGGAUGACGAGCUCUCUAAGCUUCGGGAGGAGCUCGCUCGGAUAUCCUCGACCCUCACUCCCUCUAAGGCCCACUUACCUGAACAGUCCACUUUUAAACCCGAAGAGCGCAAAGAGACCAAGAAACCCGACUACACCGCCCUCUCCGAUUCCCUCGACAUUGCCAAAGCACGGCGGCUCAUCACCGCGCGCGAGAAUGCGAUCAAGAGCCUCAGGAGCAUACUCGCUAAGAAGCAAAUCACAAAAUGA
Molecule: messenger RNA, 753 nt
Organism: Gloeophyllum trabeum ATCC 11539
Lineage: Eukaryota; Fungi; Basidiomycota; Agaricomycetes; Gloeophyllales; Gloeophyllaceae
Product: ribosomal protein S5 domain 2-like protein
Exons: 3
Coding region: 1-753 (250 amino acids)
Biological process (GO): regulation of translational initiation
Cellular component (GO): cytoplasm
Source: RefSeq, a predicted model, not a curated record